Messenger RNA from Vicia villosa (hairy vetch), 639 nucleotides. RefSeq lists its product as uncharacterized. Gene Ontology annotation, molecular function: nucleic acid binding; RNA-DNA hybrid ribonuclease activity. The coding region runs from base 30 to 479 and encodes 149 amino acids. The record is from RefSeq and is a predicted model, not a curated record. The transcript has 6 exons. Lineage: Eukaryota; Viridiplantae; Streptophyta; Magnoliopsida; Fabales; Fabaceae.
GCGAAAAGAAGAGGGAUAAAGAAGAAACCAUGAGUCGUGGAAACCAGAGAGAGCGUCGCUGUACCCUCGAGUUCGACGGUGCAUCCAGUGGAAAUCCUGGAAAGUCUGGUGCAGGAGCUGUACUCCGUUCUGGGAAUGAGGUCCAUCGCUUCAGUAAAGGACUGGGCACUCAAACAAACAAUUCUGCUGAGUAUGAAGGUUUACUUUUGGGAUUGAAAGAAGCCAGUGAGAAAGGGUAUGAUCAUGUCGAAAUUCGAGGCGAUUCUAAGCUUGUUUGCGAACAGUUUAAGGGUAAUUGGAAAGUCAACAACCCGAAUUUAAGGGACUUGCGUGAUAAGGCUUUGGACUUGAAGGAUAACUUCAAGUCAGUCAAGGUUCAACAUGUUCCUAGGGGUUCUAACAGAGAAGCUGAUGCUCAAGCAAGUUGGGGCAAAAAUCUUGAAGCUGGCCAAGUUCAAGAAGACUAUUACUACUAUUGAUCAUAUUUGACAGCAUGAAACUGUCAAAACUAUUGGCAACUAUGUUACUUUUCUUGUUUAGGUUGUGUUUACUAGCUAGUUAAGCAUUUAGGGUGGUUUUACAUUUUACACACUGCAUGUCAGUGGUGAAACUCUGUUUGCAAUUUGAUCAUUUGCUUGC